This is a messenger RNA of Homarus americanus (American lobster), 1392 nucleotides long. RefSeq names its product paired box protein Pax-6-like. The record is from RefSeq and is a predicted model, not a curated record. NCBI's taxonomy places the organism in Eukaryota, Metazoa, Arthropoda, Malacostraca, Decapoda, Nephropidae. Gene Ontology annotation, molecular function: RNA polymerase II cis-regulatory region sequence-specific DNA binding; DNA-binding transcription factor activity, RNA polymerase II-specific. Gene Ontology annotation, biological process: regulation of transcription by RNA polymerase II; anatomical structure development.
CAAGCUCCUUCAGGGAUCUCUACUCCCGCUCCAGUCUAUCCACGUCCUCAUCUUCUGUCGCCUGCGUCACCACUCGACCUGACUCGGUACUCCCUCCCGUCCCUCCGUCAGUACGAGUUGGCUCAGCAGAUGGUAUCCCAGCAGGGAGCCGUCAGUAAACUGCUAGGGUCGCUACGGCCGCCUGGGAUGAUCGGGGCUAAGCCGAAGGUGGCGACGCCGCAGGUGGUGAACAAGAUCGAGCAGUACAAGAGAGAGAACCUGACCAUCUUCGCCUGGGGCCGGGAGAAGUUGAACUCUCAGAGCGUGUGUACCAACUCUACUGCGCCCUCCGUGUCCUCCAUCAACAGGAUCCUUAGGAACCGGGCAGCUGAGAGGGCCGCUGCAGACUUCCAGGGCUGCGGGCUACGGGCUGUACCACCCAUACGCCUUUCCCUGGGCCAACCCCGCCCUCCUCCCCCUCGCUCCUCCUUCCCCCUCCACGCCGCCACCGUCGAACAGGCCGCCCACAACACCGCCGCCGCUGCAGCCAAAGACGCAGCCGCCACAUCUGGGAACCACUCUGACGGUGAAGGUUCACCAUCCCAUAAGCACUCGUCGUUAUCACAGCUACCAUUGACCCCGUCUGACCUGACCUCCGCCUCACAGCUAGCCAAUGAGGUCAGGUUCCUAAAUCGCACCACCUUCAGUCCUGACCAACUGGAGGAGCUGGAGAAGGAAUUUGAGAAGACGCAGUACCCUGACCUUCCUACACGUGAGAGAUUGGCUGAGAAGACAUUGUUAUCUGAGGCGGGUGCGGAGGUGUGGUUUUCCAACAGACGGGCCAAGUGGAGGCGUCACCAGCAGCUGAGUGUCCUCCGCCCUUACUCCGACGACCCUCACCCUCACUCACCCAGGACGACUUCUCCUUACUCAGAAGUCGUGUCCAGUCCGGAUAUGUCGCCACACUCCCCCUCACCACUACCCCCAACAACGCCCUCCUCCUCCACCACCCCCACCACUACUCACCAUACCACAGCCUCCACCACCACAGGAACACCACCACCAACACCAACAGCCUCCACCAACACUGCCGACGGUAUCACCCCUGGCGGACACCACCACCACCACCACACCACCACCUGGGGCGCCACCAUCAUCACCGCCUCCCAGGGCUGUCUCGACCCUCCACCACCUCUUCACCAUCAGCUGUCUUCCCAUCGCCAACAUCCGCCUUCACCCGCAUCUGCCGCCGCCCCCAACCUCCCCACCCACCACCACCACCACCACCAGCACCACCCACACGCCCACUUCCACCAGAGCAGGAUGUCGAGUCGCCCCCCACCUCCACCUCUGCUCCCCGCCAGCCUUCUCACCCUCAGUACCCGGGCUUCUCCCUCGGGCGUGACCUGACAC